ACUGAAGUUUGGCCCUGCGCGCAUUCGCUCCUCCGGUCUGACUGAAUUUACGCAUAAACUUCAUUUGGAUGAAUCCCGCCCCGCCAGAGGGCGGAUUUAUUUAUUUUUCUCGUUCUGUGAAGCAACGAUUCAACAAAACAACUGAAAUCCGGGUUUCCCCAAACGAACAUCUUCACAUAUAUACCGCAAGCAAUGGAUCGGCUCUGUCAUACGGCUCAAGAUGUCACGCCUCGUGGGUCUGCAGAUGGUAAAUGUGCCCGUGAGCCGGCGGGAGCGCGCUUUACAGUCACGCCGAGCUGAGAACCUUCACGCGUGUUUUAUCUUCUCUCCACAGAUCCCGCUGCUGCUCUUCAACGGCUUCGUGCCGGCUUCUUCCUCCGCUGCCGCCGCCACGAGGUCCCCCGGGUGCAUCAGCCUGGAGCGGCUGAACCGCACCGUGGACCGGUUCCAGAGGACGCACGGCAGCCCGACGAUGACGCGUAACCGGCAGGACGCGCGGCAGGACGCGCGGCAGACGUGCGCGCAGGCGGCCGCGGGAAUGAGCGGAGAGCUGAGAGACCGCUCCCUCGCCCCGUGGCGGUACAGCAUCAACACAGAGGACGACCGGAUUCCUCACAAGAUCGCCGUCGCCGAGUGCCUCUGCGACGGCUGCAUCAUCAACCAGCGGGAGGACAUGCGCUACAACUCUGUGCCCGUGUUCGCCCCGCUGAUGGUCAUGAGGAAGACGCCGUGCCCGCGGGACCACGCCAGGUUCAUGGUCAGCAGGGAUUGGAUCAAGGUCCCCGUGGGCUGCACCUGCGCCGCGCCCAAGUACGCCAAGAGAUCGACGUAGCUGAAGACGCCAGGCGGAAGAAGGCGCUGUGUAGUUUCUAUGUGAUGAAGGUGGGAUUAGUUAUUUAUUUAUUACAGUUCUAUGUUUGUUUGUUUCUUAGGAUCUAAAGUACAUGUACUCAGUAAAACACUGCUUUAAUAAGUGUACAACUCACUCUCACAACAAACGCCAAAUGCUGCCGCUUGGUCGGUGGCACCAACCGUCUUUUUGUACUCAUUUGCAUCCAAAUAACAUUUUAGGUAAAAUAAUAUGUCACGCAGAAGAUUUCAGCAAUACUGAGAGUCACAUAAACACGUGACUAAUACAUUUGGUGUUUGACUAUUCAUCCUUUUGUCUUUUAUUUGUAGAUAACUGUAUUUUUUAAUUUUGGAAACACUGUCCUUUUUGCUAAGCUAGUUAGCGUUAGCAAACGGUAGUUUGCUAGUUGGUAGUCAGCAGCCAAUUGGUGCGAGGAAGCUUCGUGUGCUCACGAAACCCCCUACUGGCCACGCGUGUCAUCACAGUGACUUUGUGUGUCUGUUAUGGCCGUGGGGACUGACUAUGAGUUACAGAAAUGUAUAACCAAAUCAUUUCUGUACAUAAAUGAUCACAUGCGUGCAUAAUACAAUAUUUUUGGAUUGUA
Gasterosteus aculeatus aculeatus (three-spined stickleback) is the source of this 1454-nucleotide messenger RNA. Its product is annotated as interleukin-17C-like. Gene Ontology annotation, biological process: inflammatory response. NCBI's taxonomy places the organism in Eukaryota, Metazoa, Chordata, Actinopteri, Perciformes, Gasterosteidae. Gene Ontology annotation, molecular function: cytokine activity. The record is from RefSeq and is a predicted model, not a curated record. Gene Ontology annotation, cellular component: extracellular region.